This is a messenger RNA of Daldinia caldariorum, 1608 nucleotides long. RefSeq lists its product as uncharacterized. Bases 294 to 1373 code for a protein of 359 amino acids. Lineage: Eukaryota; Fungi; Ascomycota; Sordariomycetes; Xylariales; Hypoxylaceae. The record is from RefSeq and is a predicted model, not a curated record. The transcript is spliced from 3 exons.
UAUACCAGUUACAGCCGCUCAUUUUUCAAAACCAAUAAUGUCUGGAAAUAGUGAAGAGUUCUGCUAAGUGUAAGAUCUCUUUUAUAUGAAAUAUAUGUAUAAAAAAGCGAAAUCAAGAGGAUUGAGAUUAGAUACUAGAGGCAACCCCUCCAAGGUGAGAUGAGAUUUAAGGUGAGAUAUAUUGCGUCGCAUAAUUACGACCCCCUAAGAUACCUGUUACUCUACCUAACCUACCUCCUAAGGCAAUAUCUACCAUUGCCUAGGUACCUAGGUAGAUAUAGAUAUUCAUCAUAAUGGACUCUUCGUUCCCUCAGUUUCAAUUCCUUCCCCCCGAGCUUCGUCAUAAGAUAUGGCGUCUUGCUAUACCACAUCGCAUCGUCCCAGCGAGGUUGAAGUUGGACCUAGAUGCGUGGAAUGCCGCGACAGAAUCGGAUUGGGUGCAAAUUCACUAUCGCAUCAUCCCCGACGGCCGGGCGCCACCCCUUCCGCGUUUAGCUCUCGUUAAUCACGAGGCACGGCAUGAGAUUAUAAAGAGCUAUAAGCCGCUUCAGAUUAGUAGAGAUGCCGUAAAGCGAUCCUUAGGAACCCAAUCGGUGGAUGAGGUAGCUCUCGGUAUUAUGUGUAGCAGCUCUAAAAUCACGCGGUUUAACGUAGAGAGCGACGUACUCGAAUGGGGAGAACCACGACGUUGGACUACUGGUACUCGGGAGUUACCAUAUCCAAUCUUCUUAGCUGCGUGUUUAUCAGUGAGACAUGUCAGCUUAGAAUACGACCUCGCGAUGCAUACGCAGCUGGAGACUCUAGCCCUAGCAGUUCUAGAUCAAGACCAGCAACUCGAGACGCUAACCAUUGGCGUCAACGUCGAAUUUCGCUCCGGUAAAUUGGAUUCGCGAUUCCGACUGGCGAGAAGCCCACCCGGUCCUAGCAUAUUCUUCCUGGAGAAGUUCGAGGAGUGGAAAGAUGUAGAUGAUAUCCUAUCGCAAUAUCCGACUUGCCUUCUGUAUAGAACCAGCCCGGACGACCCCGUACAAGGUUUGCAUCCUCUCGUCAACGAGACCCUCACAAAAGGCUACUCGCCUGCUCAAAAGCCUCUAUCGCCCAAGACGCGGCUGGACACUCGGUUCUCCGUCUACGAAAUACUUCAACCAGGAAAGCCAAAAGACGAAGGCUCGUCGCUCUCGUUGGACUGGGCCUACCAACAAGGAUCGAAGGUAUUCAUCCCGGACCGCUUCGGGAAUAAACACUUCUGGUAUUACGAAGGCAUACAAGUAGAUAUUCUCCUAUGGCUUCAGCGACUGAGGGAUGUUAAGGAUGGUCAUAACUUGAUGGUUCCUUGCCAUGGGUUUUGCGUGCCUGAUUACGGGUUGCCAUAAUAGAGACAUUGUGGGGUAUUUAUUUGGCAAAGACCUUUGGAUGUUCUUAUAGAAUUAAAUCAUCUACAUAAUAGAUGUCUUUAUGGAUGCAUAAGUUCACCAGGUACAAUACCUUUUGCUCUUUACUAAACCUUAUCUCCUUAGGACCCAAACAUGGGUCCAGGACUAGUAUGCAGUAGCGUAUUGCUAGGUAGCUGGCCCUGACGUAUCAAAAUUCAACGUUUAGACACAUCCC